This is a messenger RNA of Closterium sp. Naga37s-1, 1398 nucleotides long. NCBI's taxonomy places the organism in Eukaryota, Viridiplantae, Streptophyta, Zygnematophyceae, Desmidiales, Closteriaceae. The record is from the annotation of a GenBank genome assembly.
AUGAGGUCGGUGCGCGCCUCUCCCGCCGGACUCCUGCUGCUCGCCAUUGCCCUCAUCUGCGGUCAGUCCGCCUUCUCUCAUUUCUUCUCAUCAGUCUGCUGCUCUCUCAUCGUUGCCUUCUCUCAUCGCCGGUCAACCCGCUUCUCUCUCAUUGCCUGCUCUCUCAUUGCCUUCUCUCUCAUUGCCUUCUCUCUCAUUGCCUUCUCUCGCAUUGCCUUCUCUCUCAUGUCUGCAAUGUCACCCAUCUACAAUCUCUUUCUCUCAUUGCCUUCUCUUCCAUUUCUGCAAAACCUUUUAUAUUCCUCUCGCAUAUCUCCGCUCUGCCGUCUCACAUCUCCUGUCUGUCCUAUCAUAUCUCCUCUCUGCUCUCUCAUGUCUGCUCUCUCUCCUUUUCUCGGCACACCCUCUCCCUUGUCCUCUGCAGCAGUUCAGAUGAUGCAGGCAGCAAAUGGGGAUGACGCAGCAAAAAGCAUGACUCAUCGCACGGCCCACCGCAGCAUGCUGAAAGACUCGUAUGGAGAAAAGAAGGUUGGAGGGGAAGACACGGUGGUAGCAAUAGCGAGCAGCAAGGUCAAUGCAAGGAUAGAGCUAGAGACCACCGGCAGCACCGCCAGCACCGGCAGCACGGACAGCACCGGGAGCACGGACAGCAGUGGCAGCACCGACAGUACCGACAGCACGGACAGCAGUGGCAGCAGCACCGGCGGCGACGGCACUCCCAGACCCACUCCCAGUACCCGCGGUGGCGGUUCCAAGCCACAGUUUGCCACUACCGUUGCUGUGGGCAAGGCUCGGCUUAGCUUCGGCACGCAACGCUGCGUGAGCGUGCUGAAAAAGGCGCGGGGGAAGAGCGCGCAGGUGUGGUGGAACGGCCGUGGGGGCUCGAGCAGCCAGGCAGCAGGUUUUGCUUGCUCGCAGAUCAAGUUCUUUGGGAAGGGCGGCUGCCGGGGCACGGAGCUUGAUAGCAUGGUCAACCCAGGCUCUACUACUGCCAAGUUUCCAAGCAACAAGAAGACGCUCAGCAAGUGGGCGCCUCUUAAGCCAUUUCUUGUGCUCCCUCUUGCCGCGCCACGCAACGCCCUUCAGCCUCUCCAUGUGCCGCCUGCCCCUCUGGUGCCCCAAUUCUUCACUACAUACCGCACUGCACCCAUUUCCACCCCUCAGACUCGCCCUGUGGCGCCUGCCCCUCUGGAGCAACCUGCAAGACCGGUGAGAUUGUUUGACGUUUUCUCGCUCUACUCUCCACUCUCUCCUUCGCAUUCUCCCCACUCUCCUCUCUCAACAAUACUCGCCGCACUCCCCUCUCGCCCCACUCCCUCCUCUCCCCUCUCGCCGCACCCUCUCCUCUCCCCGACACGUCCCACUCUUUCUUCCACUUUUCUCGCUCUGCCAUGUUGA